AUGCGGUUCCUUAUGCGAAACGCCGCCUUAGGGAAGACGGAAAUGGUACGAGCCUUUGAGUACCAGAUCAAGUCGGACCGCAUCACGCCCGAGGACGCCAACAAGAUAAUGAAGGACAUAGCAUUGACAAUCGGUGUCCACCCCUUUUUGCUCGGUGUCGAACCGGAGUCUGUCGGCCAGGUCUAUAUCCCGGAAGGCAUUAAGUUGGCCAUGAUGGAGACUUCGAGCGCCCGGGUAUAUGUUGACAAGAAAGCGAAAUACAGCACCUCGCUGAAUGGCGGCAAACGCCAUCAAAUCCCUCGCCUUCUUGUCGAUAUUGCCAAAGUCAACCAGGCAGAGGCCAGUAUCCGAGCUGUUGUUGUGUGCGAACACCGCAGCAUCGUGGAGAAAUUCCCCAAGGCCUUUGAAGACGCCCGGUUUCGUGGGGUGUUCCUGGUAACGACUGGCGGCUACCCCGAUGUGGCGACCCGGGAGUUUCUGCAUAUCUUGGCCAGGCAUCGUGCCUUCAAGACCGUGCCAUUCCUCUACAUCUCCGAUGGCGAUCCCAAUGGCAUUGAGAUAUAUGCCGUCCUCAAAUUCGGCUCAAAGGCAUGUGCGUUUGCCGCGCCGCAGAUGACAUGCCCGAACCUGAAAUGGGCUGGGCUCUCCCUGGCCCAAUACCAAAUGUUCGUGAAAUCCUGGCCUGACCGAUUCGGCCCGACCCUGCCGCCCCUGAGUGCCGAGAAGACCAAGGAGGCCAUGGAGGACGCCCAAAAAGCUGCAGAUGCCGCUGUGGAGCGUGUACAUACGCUCAAGGUUCGGAAACCAACACGCCAAAGCAAGCGGACGGUUGCCACCCUUCUUGGGAACGACUGCUUUGACGACGAAUUGGAGGGCGACGCUCGUGCCGAGCUGGAACGCCUGGAAGUAGGGCCAAAGGUCGAUUUUUUCGACCUUAUGCAGCCGGAUCCCCAUGGGGUUGUCGAGUUCAUCGUAGAGGCCGUGUCCGCGGAGCUAGGGGAAAUUGACUCUGCCCGCCCUAGACGAUUUUACAGCCUCAGUGAGGCCCAGAAGGCGGCGGCGGCAGCAGCAGAAAGUUCCGAGUCGGAAGAAGAAGAGUCGGGAUCCUGGUCGCCCUAGAUAGUUUGAAAAAAUGAAAAUGAAUGCCAGGGAUGAUUCUGAAUUGUCGCAGUACCAACUACUAGUAAUUGGUGCGGAUGGAGC
This is a messenger RNA of Exophiala dermatitidis NIH/UT8656, 1203 nucleotides long. RefSeq lists its product as uncharacterized. The record is from RefSeq and is a predicted model, not a curated record. The coding region runs from base 1 to 1119 and encodes 372 amino acids. Lineage: Eukaryota; Fungi; Ascomycota; Eurotiomycetes; Chaetothyriales; Herpotrichiellaceae. The transcript is spliced from 3 exons. Gene Ontology annotation, molecular function: DNA topoisomerase type II (double strand cut, ATP-hydrolyzing) activity; DNA binding. Gene Ontology annotation, cellular component: chromosome.